AUGACGGUCAGUCUAGUGAUGCAGAACCGCCGGAGCAAAGUCUCGGGGAAACCGCCACUGCGUUUGCCCAUCAUCGCCCCCAAGGAAGAUCUGUUUGCAGAGCUUGUCAAAUCUGAUAAACUCAUCGCGCCACCACGCAUUCGCCUGCCUCCCCGGUCUCGGACGGGUUGUUGGACAUGUCGAAGCCGGAAAGUCAAAUGUGAUGAAGGACACCCACAAUGCAAUCAAUGUACCCGUCUGGGCCACACAUGCGAUUACCGCCCCCGCUUGGCGUUUCGUGAUGACACCCCCCGCAUUAAGGGCCGCAUGGCCGAUGUUCAGACCAACGGCCACAUUGUUUGGGAUCUUACUUCACCAAGUUCCGCGGGCGUGGACGAGAGAACGGACUAUUUCUCUCUCGGGGAUUCUCUGCCGCCCUUUUCUACCCUCACUUCCGACGAAGACCGGGAAAGAAAGGCAGAGGCCUUCAGCCCGGGCACCUAUCAUGUCGUAAUGACCCCAGACAGUUUCUCAUCGCUGCCUGAGUAUGCAGAGGAUGAGAGAUGCAGAUCCAAGCCAGCGAGCGAAUGUAGAAGCUCUGUAGCGAACAGUCCCACGUCGGUUGUCCGCAGUGAAUGCAGUACGAGAGAAGAUCCAAACGUCGUCAUCCUGAAGACCUUUGAGGAUGUUACUCGCCGCUCACCGUCAAACGGCAAGCUGAACAAGUUCUCGCCCACCUCGGAAAUAUCCGAUCCAUUCUGCAAUCUCUCGCUCUCACCGAUCUUCCCUUCCCUUCCCUCGCCAGGCGUGAAGAUCGAGGACGUUCCAUGUUUGAGCUCGCGCCUCGAUCAGCAAUCACAAGACUCCACCCUUUUCUCGCACUUCCGCCAUGUUGUAUGGAGACAGCUUUUUCCUCACGACCACAGCCUUGAUGAUUCAUGUGGAUCUGAUAGCCACUUCAUGACCCUCAGUGUAGACUUCCUCGAGCAGGAAGCCACACGCUUCCCUCCUCUCUCCCAUGCUAUGAUGGCUGUAUCAGCCCUUAGUCUCUCCCACAGCGGCACAGGUCACAAUGUCGAUGCGCUCCAAUACUAUCAGCAAGCAUUCCCAUCACUCCAAAGCAGUCUGCGAAACAACGAUGAUCUUGUUUCCGACGGACUGUUCCUCACACACUUCCUUCUUCUUAUAUACGAAAUCGCAGCUGCGGAGCCGCAUGGAUCAAAUCUAUGGUCUCAUCACAUCUCUCGUCUCCUUCAUAUUGCAUUCCUGCGACGAGACAAGUAUGGUCAAGAACCCCACCCUUUCAUCCUUUGGUGGGUGUCACAUAUCGACCUGUAUGCUCUGUUUAGUGGAGCAGGCACAGGAGAGUUUGUCCGCGCCGUCAUCGACCACCAGAUGCUCCCUGGAUCAGAGUCGCUACUCUACCCAAAUGCGCCAGAGGGCUACAGUGUAAUCUACGCCGACGAACACGACAGCCUACCGGUCAUCAUGCGUCUAUACCACGAUACAUUCCGACUAGCUGCCCAACUUGGCCUCUUGGCCACUCGAGUGCGUCAAGAUAAGCAGAACAUGCCUUACGCCGAGUUCAACCCACGAUCUCAAGAGAUAAGUGAUAUUCGCCAAGCGCUCAGCAGACUCUGGGAAUCUGCCGAUGUUGCAUUCCUGCACCAACAUCAAGAUAGCCUUCCCCGUCGGUCUAGGGAGUUCAUGCAACAAGUCACCACGCUAUAUCACACCUGUCAACUCUUCUCCUACAGCAGCAUGUGGCCUCGCCAGCGUGUCGAGUCAGAAUACUCCUCCGAUGGAGAAAUUGACCACCAUGCAGGCGAGAUUCUACGCCUGGCUGAGCGAACUACACACACUCGCCGUGCUGAUCGUCACUUUUUGGUGUUCCCCCUUUUCUUGGCUGGUGCUACGGCUUCGGCUAGUGGUAUCAAGAUGAUGGCGAUGGAAUUAAUGACUAGUAUGGAGGACGAGGAAGAUGGCAUGGGUCGCAAUGCUGCGACUACCCGUGCCAUCCUUCAGAUCGUCUAUGAGCGGCAGUUGGAGCGGCUCAUGCGUGUCGGACACACGUUCGACGUGGAUUGGUCUGAUUUGAUGGCCCACGAGGGUCUCCAGAUGGUCAAUUUCGGGUUUUAA
Molecule: messenger RNA, 2118 nt
Organism: Penicillium olsonii
Lineage: Eukaryota; Fungi; Ascomycota; Eurotiomycetes; Eurotiales; Aspergillaceae
Source: the annotation of a GenBank genome assembly